UCCUCUCGGGUUUCGGUGAAGAAUGUCAGCCACCAGCGUGGAUCAGAGACCUAAAGGGCAAGGAAGUAAAGGUGGGAAAAGAUGAUGCACACUUCUGUUGACUUUCCUAACUUGAUGUAGUCAGGACCAGAGCAGAGAACCACCUGGCUUCUCAGGCCCAUGUUCUAUCUUGAUUUGACUUUGCUUCAUAGGGCAGAGGAAACAGGCGAAGAAACAUUUUCAGUACAAAAUGGUUCGAUUCAUCAAAAAGAUGCUGUAAAUGACGAUGAUUUUGAGCCAUACUUAAGUAGCCAGACAAAUCAGAAUAACAGCUAUCCACCAAUGUCAGAUCCAUAUAUGCCUAGUUACUAUGCUCCAUCCAUUGGAUUUCCAUAUUCUCUUGGGGAAGCAGCGUGGUCCACGGCUGGAGACCAGCCUAUGCCGUAUCUGACAACUUAUGGACAGAUGAGCAAUGGAGAGCAUCAUUAUAUACCAGAUGGUGUUUUUAGUCAACCAGGGGCACUAGGAAAUACCCCUCCAUUUCUUGGUCAACAUGGAUUUAACUUUUUUCCUGGUAAUGCUGAUUUCUCAACAUGGGGAACAAGUGGAUCUCAGGGACAAUCAACACAAAAUUCUGCUUAUAGCAGCAGUUAUGGCUAUCCACCUAGUUCUCUUGGGAGAGCUAUUACUGAUGGACAGGCUGGAUUUGGCAGUGAUACUUUGAGUAAGGUGCCUGGCAUUAAUAGUAUUGAGCAAGGCAUGACUGGACUGAAAAUUGGUGGUGACCUGACAGCUGCAGUGACAAAAACUGUAGGGACAGCCUUGAGCAGCAGUGGAAUGACUAGCAUUGCAACCAAUAAUGUUCCCCCUGUUAGCAGUACAGCACCUAAACCAACUUCUUGGGCUGCUAUUGCCAGAAAGCCUGCUAAACCUCAACCGAAACUUAAACCCAAGGGCAGUGUGGGAAUUGGUGGGUCAGCUGUGCCGCCACCUCCUAUAAAACACAACAUGAAUAUUGGAACUUGGGAUGAAAAGGGGUCAGUGGUAAAGGCUCCACCAACCCAACCAGUUCUGCCUCCUCAGACUAUAAUCCAGCAACCUCAGCCAUUAAUUCCACCACCACCAUUGGUGCAAAGCCAACUGCCUCAACAGCAGCCUCAGCCACCACAACCACAGCAGCAACAAGGACCUCAGCCACAGGCCCAGCCUCACCAAGUGCAGACUCAACAGCCACAGCUGCAGAAUCGCUGGGUUGCUCCUCGGAAUAGGGGAACCGGCUUCAACCAGAAUAAUGGACCCGGCAGUGAAAAUUUUGGUUUAGGUGUUGUACCUGUUAGUGCUUCGCCUUCUAAUGUCGAGGUGCAUCCAGUACUGGAAAAACUAAAGGCCAUAAACAAUUACAAUCCCAAAGACUUUGAUUGGAACCUGAAGAACGGGCGUGUGUUUAUAAUUAAGAGCUAUUCUGAGGAUGAUAUACAUCGUUCCAUCAAGUACUCCAUCUGGUGUAGUACUGAGCAUGGUAAUAAGCGUUUGGAUGCAGCUUACCGUUCCCUGAAUGGGAAAGGCCCACUCUAUUUACUCUUCAGUGUGAAUGGCAGUGGACAUUUUUGUGGAGUGGCUGAAAUGAAGUCUGUUGUGGACUAUAAUGCAUAUGCUGGUGUCUGGUCUCAGGAUAAGUGGAAGGGCAAAUUUGAAGUUAAAUGGAUCUUUGUCAAAGAUGUUCCCAAUAACCAAUUACGACAUAUUCGCUUAGAAAAUAAUGACAACAAACCAGUAACCAAUUCAAGGGAUACGCAAGAAGUACCCCUGGAAAAAGCAAAGCAAGUGCUUAAAAUAAUCGCUACUUUCAAGCACACCACCUCAAUCUUUGAUGACUUUGCACAUUACGAAAAACGUCAAGAGGAGGAGGAAGCCAUGCGGCGGGAGAGAAAUAGAAACAAGCAAUAACCACCAUGUGGAGAUAUCCUAUUAAAAUGACAACACUAAUGAUGUAGACUCUGGAAAUGCCUAAUAAGUCAAAGAAGACAUUAUUAAAGC
Molecule: messenger RNA, 2016 nt
Organism: Acomys russatus (golden spiny mouse)
Lineage: Eukaryota; Metazoa; Chordata; Mammalia; Rodentia; Muridae
Gene: Ythdf3
Product: YTH N6-methyladenosine RNA binding protein F3
Exons: 6
Coding region: 160-1926 (588 amino acids)
Biological process (GO): mRNA destabilization
Cellular component (GO): cytoplasm
Molecular function (GO): mRNA binding; N6-methyladenosine-containing RNA reader activity
Source: RefSeq, a predicted model, not a curated record